AUGUAUGGUGAGAAACUGAGCUCGUUGAUGAACUACUACGGCGCUGCUAACGAAGAGGAGAUUCUCACAGGCAUUUUGAAAACCAAGGAGAUGUAUCUUCAGAGAGAUAACCGGAGGUACGGUGACAUGAAGGAUAGGAUUACAUUGUCUGUGAAGGAUUUGCAGAGAGAGGCCAUGGGAUGGUUCGACAAGAGCUGUGGAGAUGAGCAAGAGAGGAAGAAGCCAGCGUCGGCUUGGUAG
Microthlaspi erraticum is the source of this 240-nucleotide messenger RNA. Lineage: Eukaryota; Viridiplantae; Streptophyta; Magnoliopsida; Brassicales; Brassicaceae. The record is from the annotation of a GenBank genome assembly.